AUGACCUCGAUCAACUGGACCGAGCUCGAAGUCGCGGCCAAGAAGGCGUCGCUGGCGGCCUAUGCGCCGUACAGCCACUUCCACGUCGGCGCCGCGCUGCUGACGUCGGAUGGCCAAGUCUUUGCCGGCUGCAACGUCGAGAAUGCUUCGUAUCCCUUGGGCAACUGCGCCGAGCGUACCGCUGUGUACGCGGCGCGCGUCCAGGGCAACAUGACGCACAUCGAAGCCAUUUGCAUCUACACGCCGACCGAGAAGGCGACGUCGCCCUGCGGCGCGUGCCGCCAAGUGCUCAACGAGUUUGGCCCGACCAUGGUCGUGCGUAUGAUCUGCGACGGCGACGAAGUGCUCGAGACGACGAUCGACCACCUCCUCCCAUACGGCUUUGGCCCCAAGAACCUCGAAGAGGCCAAGGAAACCCGCGAUGCCCGCGCCAACUGCCCGUAAUGUGUUUUUAAAUUAAACGUCCUCUCUCUACGUGGAUGUGACGGCGUCGCGUGGGCGAGUCGAGAUGAUAUGAUG
Messenger RNA from Saprolegnia parasitica CBS 223.65, 519 nucleotides. RefSeq names its product cytidine deaminase. The record is from RefSeq and is a predicted model, not a curated record. Gene Ontology annotation, cellular component: cytosol. The transcript has a single exon. Bases 1 to 444 code for a protein of 147 amino acids. Gene Ontology annotation, molecular function: cytidine deaminase activity; zinc ion binding. Lineage: Eukaryota; Oomycota; Saprolegniomycetes; Saprolegniales; Saprolegniaceae.